Ricinus communis (castor bean) is the source of this 1917-nucleotide messenger RNA. RefSeq lists its product as uncharacterized. The coding region runs from base 151 to 1464 and encodes 437 amino acids. The record is from RefSeq and is a predicted model, not a curated record. NCBI's taxonomy places the organism in Eukaryota, Viridiplantae, Streptophyta, Magnoliopsida, Malpighiales, Euphorbiaceae. The transcript has 8 exons.
AUUGUACGGAGCAUGCAAUAACAAAAUACUGUAAAUGCAAUAUUGCUCUUUCCACGUAAAAACGACGAGCACAAACUGCUGUCAUAUCUUCUUCUUCUUCUGUUCUCUGAUAAUUAUCUUCCUUUUCUCUUAAACAAUAAAUCAAUCACCAUGGCUGCAUUAGCUAUUGCAUCAUCUUAUCCAUGGGCUUUGAGAACUUCUUUGUCCAAUUCUUCGAGGAAAUACCAAUCCUGUCCUUCGUCUUUAACUUCUUUCCGGGUUCUCUGCCGUGAAGGAUCCCAAUCUCAGUCCCAAUCUCAAUCCCAAUCCCAAUCCCAAUCCCAAUCCCAGUCCCAGUCCCAAUCAAAUGACCUAAAAUUCGUUCUUCUUGACGCUUUAGAUUCAUCAGGAAUCAACACUGCACAUGCUAGAGAUUCAAGGAAAGAGUUCCUGUCACAAAUUGAGAAAUUAACAGUUAUAGAGAGAGGGACAAGUAUUAGUAUUAAUAGACGUGUGGAUUUAGCAAAAACAGCGCUUUAUAUAGCAGCUGAAGAUGAUUCUUUGAUAUCUCAUUCUUCAGUUCCACUUCCUGUUGAUUCUUUUGUUGAUAGAUUAUAUGAUCUUUCAAUGGGUUUUUGUUCUGCUUAUAGCUCUUCACUUCUAUCUUCUCCUGACAAGUUUCUUGAUUCUCUGGAGGACUAUUUGUAUGUCAAGAAGGGUUUUAGAAGAAACAAUGGAGGGAGACAACUAGACCCACGAGCUUUAUAUCUUCAUUCUGUUUUGACUCAUAGAACUGGUUCAGCUGCUAUGCUUUCAGUUAUAUACUCUGAAAUUCUGAAACUGCUCAGGAUGUGGUCACUUUUGGACUUUAAUUGUGAGAUUUCCUUUCCUCAUGAUUGUCAUGGUCUUCCUAAAGGAUAUCAUAAGCAGAAAAGCGUGGAGUCUGAUCAGCUUCAUAUAAUGACAACACAAACUCUGUUGGAGGAGAUUUUGAGAAAUUUGAAGGAGACUUUCUGGCCAUUUCAACAGGAUUAUUCUAAGAGUUCAUUUUUAAGGGCAGCAGAUGCUGCAAAUUGUAUUGACAGAUCUACUGAACAAAGCGGCUAUCAGCUUGCUUCUGCAAAGGCCGCCCAACAUAGGCUAGACCGUGGUGUUUGGACUAGUGUACUUUUUGGGGAUAUGAGACGUGCUUUAUCUGCAUGUGAACGUCUAAUAGUCCUGGAUUCUGAUACAAAAGAAUUAAGAGAUUACAGCAUUCUUUUGUACCAUUGUGGAUUUUAUGAACAAUCUCUGCAAUAUCUCAAGCUGUAUCAAGAAAGAAAGAUUUCUUCAUUACAAAUGCAAUCAUUCAGUAAAACCAGCAUCCUAGAGGAGGAUGCUGUGGGGAAAUUGAUGACACGCCUUACCCUGAUUUCAAUGGAGGAAGGUUGGAGCAAGCCUUCACAUGUUAGAAAUUUUCUUGGAAGCAACUCAGAACCGUGGUAGAGCCUUAUGUUUUACACACAGUAAGAAAGCCUUCCGUUCCUGUCUCUCUAAGCACAGUUAAAACUUGGUCAUUCAAAGUGGGAAGAUAUUGGAAUUUUAUACUCAUUUAUGCAUUUCUACAAGGAACAGCCAAUCCCGGAAGGGUUUCAGCUCUUACGAAAUUACCAGGAAUAGCAUGAACCCUCGGUCAAUUGGAUGCAUGCUUCUAAAUGUAAAACCUGGUUUCUCUUGGUUAGCUGGAUGGAGGUAUGUUUGUAAUUAUUAAGAUCAAUCUUUUCCUUUUUCUUUUCUCUUGCAGAAGCUCAAGUUGACAUGCUGUUAACAUUUAGCAAUCUUCGUAAAUAGUUAUAUGUAUAGGUAUAAUACUACCUGCUUAUGAUAAUGUAAUAUAGGAAAAUGCAAUCGUAGAAAAAGGAUAGAAUGCUUCCAAUAUAUUUUUCUUUUUGCUUUCAA